Messenger RNA from Juglans regia (Persian walnut), 2184 nucleotides. Its product is annotated as IRK-interacting protein. The record is from RefSeq and is a predicted model, not a curated record. The coding region runs from base 239 to 2014 and encodes 591 amino acids. The transcript is spliced from 2 exons. NCBI's taxonomy places the organism in Eukaryota, Viridiplantae, Streptophyta, Magnoliopsida, Fagales, Juglandaceae.
AAAAACUCAUUGGUGUUAGAUACCUUCUUUGCAUCUCUCUCUCUCUCUCUCAAAUUCUCUCACCCUAUUUUCUGGUUCUCCUAGAAUCUGGUCUGGAUAUGGUCUUCCUCUCUAGAAAUGAAAUCCAACCGUUGGAUACAUAUCUUAAUCAUCUUUGUUCCAAGUGGUCUCAUGUUCUGAACUAUAUCUAGCGUAGGUGUUAUUUUCUUUUUGGGUUCAUAUAUGUUUUGCUCUGUUCAUGGCUACUGCUACUUUUGCCUCACAAAAUUUUGAGAACCAUAAAAACAACCGCAACAAUACCAACCAUGAUAUUAGCAGGCAAGAAAUCCAAGCUGCCAUUGCCAAAGCAGUAGAGCUGAGAGCUCUCCACGCCGCUUUAAUGCAAGGGAAUAGCCCCGCCAAUGUCAGAUUCCCGUCUCCUUCCCCUGCUUCACGCCAUGGUCCUCAGUUUUCUGCUAAAGAUUACCCUGUUUUCACACCUAGCUAUGAAGAUGAGCCGCUGCCAGGGUAUCAUCAGAUUCCACUAAAAGAUGGAACAUUAUCAGAAAGUUGGGAUGAAUAUGGUCUUGGAGAUAUUGGCAUUGAAACUGUUCUAUCAGAUUAUAAGGAGAAUUCAUCCUCAAGAAAGGGAUUGCCUUCUGGUUUGGCCAGCGUGGAGUCUCAUAUUUGUCCAGCUGAGGAUAACAAAUCUGCCACUGGUUCUUGUGCAAACCACAUUACUGUGCUUCAAACAUCACCUGUGAAUGAAUACUUCAAGCUAAGCAGAAGAAACAGUUUGGCGGAAUUCAAAUCAGUAUCAUCCUGCAAUAGAUGCAGGCCUGCAACUAUAACUACCGAAUCUGAAAAUGUGACAAGGAACGGCAAGAAUUCUAAUAUUGUUGUUCCACUGACGGAUUCUCACUCAUCCAUUCAAUCACAGCCGAAGAACCGGGGAGUGAUUUCAUGGCUGUUUCCUCGGCUAAAGAAGAAACAUAAGAACGAGUAUUCCCCAAACCGAACAGAAUCUGAGGAAGUUUCCCAAAUCUAUAAAGAGUUGGGGAUCAUGUCUACUGAAACAUUGAAGAAAGAACUCGUAGAAGCAAAUGAGAAUAGAGACGCAGCCUUAAUGGAAGUUGCUGAGAUGAAAUCCUCAUUGGGGGAGCUUAAACAGAAGCUGGAGUACUUGGAGACCUACUGUGAAGAGCUGAAGAAAGCUCUGAGACAAGCUAUGCAGGCAAAGGAUUCCCAAGUUCCUGAAAAUUUUGGAGCUUUUCCCAAGAGAGGGAAAUCCUUAGAUGGAAAUGGAGAAAAUUCAAUACCCGUCAGUGAGGAAGUAAUGGUGGAAGGUUUCUUGCAGAUAGUAUCAGAAGCAAGAUUAUCGGUAAAGCAAUUCUGCAAGACCCUUGUCGUCCAGAUUGAAGAAACCGAUAACACUUUAAUGGACAACUUAAAUUUACUUCUCCAACCAUACAAACUUUCUUUGAACUCCAAAUACUCAAAGGCAGUGUUGUACCAUUUGGAAGCUUUCAUAAACCAGUCACUCUACCAGGACUUUGAGAACUGCGUGUUUCAGAAGAACGGCUCACCAAAGCUCUUAGAUCCCCAACAAGAUCGCCAAGCCCAAUUCUCUUCGUUUGUUGCCCUGAGGAACUUAAGCUGGAAUGAGGUAUUGAGGAAGGGGACUAAAUAUUACAGUGAAGAAUUCAGUAAAUUUUGUGACCAGAAAAUGAGUUGCAUUAUUAGCACGCUGAAUUGGACAAGACCAUGGCCUGAACAGCUACUUCAAGCAUUCUUUGUUGCAGCCAAGUGUGUAUGGUUGCUUCACCUGCUUGCCUUUUCGUUCAACCCACCAUUGGUGAUUUUGAGGGUCGAAGAGAACAGAAGCUUUGAGCCCCAAUACAUGGAGGAUAUGUUCAUGGAAAGGCAGAGAUCACAUGGUCCUAGCCGAGUGAAGGUCAUGGUAAUGCCAGGGUUUUAUGUUCAGGACAGGGUUUUGAGGUGUAAGGUUCUUUGUAGGUAUAAAUCUGUAGCUUAAAGUUGUUUGGACUGGUUUUAUGAUCUUUAGCUUUCCUCCCCAUCUUCCUAAUUUCUUCUCUCUCUCUCUCUCUCUCCCUCUCUCUCUCUCUCUCUCUAAGUUAGUCUCACUUAGAGAUGCUUGUAACUAUUAAAUUGAUGUGUGAAUAAAUGUUCAAAUGGUUACCUAAA